Molecule: messenger RNA, 1736 nt
Organism: Monascus purpureus
Lineage: Eukaryota; Fungi; Ascomycota; Eurotiomycetes; Eurotiales; Aspergillaceae
Source: the annotation of a GenBank genome assembly
AAAAAUAGCAACAAAAAAGUCCGCAGCUAUUCAAGCUUUAAACGACUUUUUCCCCUCCAUCCCAGUGAACAUCUAUUUUCUUUCUUUUCCUGCCCUUGUUUGCUUCUAGCUUGGGAUUGUAAAUUUGUGUCGUACUAUUUCUCUCCUUUCCUAUUUAAAUCGCGUGCCUCUUUCCCAACCAUCUCUUAUUUCUCCACCUUUGUUCUAUUUCGAAUAAUAGUUCGGAUCAGUGGCCAUGGACCAACAAAGUGCUCAGAUCUCAAGCAGCGCGGAUCGCAUGGUUGGUAUGGAUCAUGCUGAAGUGCGAUACUUUACGAGCUAUGAUCAUCAUGGUAUUCAUGAGGAAAUGCUGAAAGAUGAUGUUCGCACACGAUCUUAUCGCGAUGCUAUCUACCAAAAUCGCCAUAUCUUCAAGGAUAAGGUCGUCCUCGAUGUAGGAUGUGGAACUGGCAUUCUCAGCAUGUUUGCCGUCCGAGCUGGCGCGAAGCACGUAAUCGGUGUGGACAUGUCAUCCAUCAUCGAAAAGGCGCGGGAGAUAGUCGAGGUAAAUGGCAUGACGAGCAAGAUCACUUUGCUUCAGGGAAAGAUGGAGGAAGUCGUUCUUCCAUUCCCCAAAGUUGACAUCAUCAUCUCAGAGUGGAUGGGAUAUUUCCUCCUCUAUGAGAGCAUGUUGGACACUGUUCUCUAUGCUCGUGACAGGUAUCUAGUCCCCGGAGGCAAAAUCUUCCCUGACAAAGCCACUAUGUACGUGGCUGCGAUUGAGGAUGGGGAAUACAAGGAGGAGAAGAUUGGAUUCUGGGAUAAUGUCUACGGAUUCAACUACAGCCCGAUGAAAGAGAUCGCUCUUACCGAACCACUGGUCGAUACUGUUGAGCUGAAAGCUCUUGUCACCGACCCGUAUGCGAUUAUCAGCCUUGACCUCUACACUGUUACCUCCGCGGAUUUGAGUUUCAAGGUCCCUUAUUCGCUCACUGCCAAGCGUAGCGACUUCAUCCAUGCGCUGAUCUCUUGGUUCGAUAUCGAGUUCACUGCGUGCCACAAACCGAUUACCUUUUCUACCGGCCCGCACGCUAAGUAUACGCACUGGAAACAGACCGUCUUUUACUUACGCGAUGUUCUCACUGUGGAAGAGGGCGAGGUUGUGCAUGGUUAUUUGGAAAACAAGCCAAAUGACAAAAACAAACGCGACCUUGAUAUCACUAUCUCGUACAAGUUUGAAACCGAAGACCCGGUCCGAUACGCGGAGGGCAGCUGCUUUUACAGGAUGUGUUGAUCGCCCUCAUAUUCGUUGCAUCUGGUCCAUUUCAUUUGAGAGUUUUCGUUGUUCCCAUGGAUUUAUGAACGGUUGACUAUGUCGAAGGCACUUAUAUCGCUAUUCGCAGGAUUGCAUGGGCAUAGAUCGACUUGAGUGGGCUCUGCGACGGUUGACCAGUCUUUGUCUUUCUCUUGUUAUUUUGAUCUCGGCGUUCUCGGAGACAGCAUCAUUUGGCGCGAUAUGGCGAGAUGAUUUCAACAGACGUUAAUGACGAAGCUCCUCGAAUUCCCAAGUAGAUAGAUACCCCGAGUCGACGCUCAGUCUGGUCAUCUCCGGACGUUUGGCUUUCAUCUUUCACCUCUGGUCUCAGGUAUUCCCAUUGGGAGAUCCGUAGCAGCCCCUUUGGGGUUGGAUUCCAUUGCACAUAAAUCUGCCGGUACAUACUGUAGGUGGUUAUAAAAAUAUACGGCGUACAUCCGCG